Candoia aspera is the source of this 9192-nucleotide messenger RNA. It is a transcript of the gene PTPRE, whose product is annotated as protein tyrosine phosphatase receptor type E. Gene Ontology annotation, biological process: protein dephosphorylation. Gene Ontology annotation, molecular function: protein tyrosine phosphatase activity. The record is from RefSeq and is a predicted model, not a curated record. The coding region runs from base 216 to 2300 and encodes 694 amino acids. Lineage: Eukaryota; Metazoa; Chordata; Lepidosauria; Squamata; Candoiidae. The transcript is spliced from 21 exons.
GGGAACGGAGGAAAUUUCCUGCUUGGUGGCAAGCGAGGUUCCUGCAACCGCGGCGGGCAGGGUGAAUGCCAGGGCGUCCCCUGCUUGCUGCCGCCGCCUCAGUUCGCAACCGGCGGGGUGAGAAGGGUAUGAGGAGCCGGCGUGUCUCGAGGAGCCGAGCUGGGCGAGUCCCUGGAAGCCUAUAGCAUUGUCUUCCCCUAGGUGAAUGUAGAUCCAUGAUGGAAUAUUUUUGUUCAAUAUUGCUAAUUUCCAUUAGUUUUCUACAUUCUGAAGCAUUAUAUGACAACGGAACUACAUCACAUAAUGACACAACAACAGGUCCUCCAAGAGAAAAUGGUCAGCCACCACAUUUGCUGACUUCAGUGCUGAUCCUGAUUUUAGUGUUCAUAAUUUUAAUUAUUUUAGCUGGCUAUUUCUUCAGGUUCCGAAGACACAGAAAAGCUGUUGUAAGUUCCACUGAUAAAAAAAUGCCGAAUGGAAUCUUAGAAGAGCAAGAACAGCAAAGGGUGAUGCUUCUCAGACAGUCUCCCUCUGGCCCAAAGAAGUAUUUUCCUAUUCCGGUAGAACUUUUGGAAGAGGAAAUCCGGAUAAGAGCAGCUGAUGAUGGGAAGUUAUUCCGGGAAGAGUUUAAUUCAUUACCACCGGGAUAUAUGCAAGGAACACUUGAGAUGGCAAAUAAAGAGGAAAACAGAGAAAAAAACAGAUACCCCAACAUACUACCUUAUGAUCAUUCCAGAGUAAUUUUAAUGCAGAUAGAUGGAAUUCAGUGUUCAGACUAUAUUAAUGCUUCGUAUAUAGAUGGCUACAAGGAAAAGAAUAAAUUUCUAGCUGCUCAAGGUCCUAAGCAAGAUACAAUAAAUGAUUUUUGGAGGAUGAUAUGGGAACAGAAGUCUGCAACUAUUGUCAUGUUAACAAAUGUGAAAGAGAGAAAAGAGGACAAAUGUUUCCAGUAUUGGCCUGAUCAAGGAUGUUGGACUUAUGGAAACAUCCGGGUUUCUGUGGAAGACUGUAUAGUUCUUGUAGAUUACACCAUUCGAAAGUUUUGCAUUCAGCCGCAGGUUGCUGAUGGCUGCAAAGCUCCGAGACUUGUCACUCAGCUUCAUUUCACCAGCUGGCCUGAUUUUGGAGUGCCUUUUACACCUAUUGGAAUGCUUAAAUUCCUAAAGAAAGUCAAGUCAUUGAAUCCUGCACUUGCUGGACCAAUAGUGGUUCACUGUAGUGCUGGUGUGGGUCGUACAGGCACGUUCAUAGUAAUAGAUGCCAUGAUUGACAUGAUGCAUGCUGAACAAAAAGUUGAUGUGUUCGAGUUUGUGGCAAGAAUUCGCAGUCAGCGUCCACAGAUGGUUCAGACAGAUAUGCAGUAUUCUUUCAUAUAUCAGGCCUUACUUGAGUACUACCUCUAUGGUGACACAGAACUAGAUGUGUCCUCCUUAGAAAAACACCUGCAGCCAUCAAAUAGUACCACUCCAAAUCUUAUUAAAAUAGGACUGGAAGAAGAGUUUAAAAAAUUAACAAAUGUUCGAAUAAUGAAAGAAAACAUGAGAACUGGUAAUCUGCCAGCAAAUAUGAAGAAAGCCAGAGUUAUCCAAAUCAUCCCUUAUGACUUCAACAGAGUGAUUCUUUCAAUGAAAAGAGGUCAGGAGUACACAGAUUAUAUCAAUGCUUCCUUCAUAGAUGGCUAUCGCCAAAAGGACUACUUCAUUGCAACUCAAGGACCUCUUCCUCACACUGUGGAAGACUUCUGGCGAAUGGUGUGGGAGUGGAAAUGCCACACCAUUGUUAUGCUUACAGAAGUUCUGGAAAGGGAGCAAGAAAAAUGUUUUCAGUAUUGGCCAUCAGAAGGUUCUGUUUCUUAUGGCGAGAUUACCAUUGAUAUUAAGAAUGACUUGCUUGUUGAUGCUAUAAGCAUAAGAGACUUUUUAAUUACACAUAACCAGGAGAAGCAAGGCAGAUUUAUUCGACAGUUUCAUUUUCAUGGAUGGCCUGAGAUUGGCAUUCCUACUGAAGGGAAAGGUAUGAUUGACCUCAUUGCAGCUGUUCAAAAACAGCAGCAGCAGACAGGAAACCAUCCCAUUACAGUACACUGCAGCGCUGGAGCUGGAAGAACAGGUACAUUCAUAGCACUCAGCAAUAUUUUGGAGCGAGUCAAAGCUGAGGGGCUCUUAGAUGUAUUUCAAGCUGUGAAGAGUUUACGGCUGCAAAGACCUCAUAUGGUGCAAACACUGGAACAGUAUGAAUUCUGCUACAGAGUGGUACAAGAUUUCAUUGAUAUAUUUUCUGAUUAUGCUAAUUUCAAAUGAAAAUGCCUGCCAUAUUUUUAUUUAAUCAUCUGUACAGAUAUUUGUAAAUCAUGUUAAUUUAUUUCCAUUUUUUAAAAUUCUAAAUGUACAUAUGAUCAUAUAUGUUUUGCUUUGAAAGUCUCUUCAGGUGUAUACAUGACUCAAAUAAGCUUCCACCCUGAUCCAAAGGAGUAUGCACAGACCCUUUUCAUACAAUAAAAUAAACUUCUAGUCAGCUGUUUGGUGGUAAAAGGAAAGAGCUGAGCUACGGGAGUUCCUAGUUUUGAAAGAACUUAAUAUGUACACUCCAGCUGGUUGAUAAAGGAGGAAAGCUGUAUAAGCAGAAUAUAGGUGCAUGUUGGACUACCCAUUCAGCUGAAGAAAUAUGUGCAAAACCUGUGUCUGCAUGUGUAGUAACCCUAACUAGGUCAAGGUUUUGUGUUUUUGUUGUUUUUAGUUUUAAACAACUGAUGCCCAUGUACAAUAUAUUGCAGUGUAUACUGUUAUGAAUACAGGCACAAUCCAGCCUAUGUUAGGCAUAUUUAAGGCCCACUGAUUUCAGUGGGUUUAGUAAGCAUAUGCUUAAAUAUUUCCCAUUGAAAUUAAUGGGACUUUGGAUCCAGCUAAAAGUCUGAAAGCACUGAUGCUGAAAUUAAACCGAUGUAGAUCUGAUCGGUGGCUUGGAUGACAGCCCACUGAUCACUGGGAGCCCAUAUAAGAGCAAAACAUAUUAACAGAACUUUAAAUCUCCUUGAUUUUGGCUGAAUCUUUCCCAUAUUUUGUCUAAAUGCAUGUGAAAUUGUGACCUAUUAUCUCUAAUCUUAAGUUUGAAAUUACAUUAAUUUUUUAAAAAAUUAUUUUAUAUAGCCCCUAAUAUCUAUAUAAAAAAGGAAAAAGAGUAAAUUUAUUAGAGCUAAAAAAUCAUCCUGCUGUCAUGGAAAAAUAUUUUAUUUAAAGCAAAUUCCAUUUAAUGAUGACUCUGUGGAGUCCUUGGUGCUCUCUGAGCUUGGUUGUUAGCACCAAGGACACCACAGUUCAACCCUGAGCUACAGAUAUUCUCUUCUAUUGGUAAUGAUUACCCUACAAAGAUGUUGUACAACUGGAUUGAAAUGAAGAUGGGCUACCCAAGAUAGACAGACAAAAAUUCUUGAGUCUUCAUUUCAAUAAGAUUUACAUCUGUCUCUUGUUUUUGUUAUGUUGAUGCUAUUGUGGUCAUUAAUAUAUUUGAUCCUCAUAUAACAUCAUUAAUAUUAAUCUGGACAGUUCACUGAGGUAGACACUGUACAAAGUGCUAGAGUGUGAGAAUAUUCUAAAUAUUUAUCUUAAUUUUGUCAAUACCAAUUAGAUCCAUUUGCCUCUUUGGUACUGUUUUGAUCUUUACAAUUAAGCACAACUAGAAUAGAGAGGAACAUAAAUCUUCCAUAAGCAACAUUUCAUUUUAACUUUUUUAAAAAAUGUAUAUUUUUAAAAACAGGAUUCUAGGAAAUUCUGUUUUAAUGCAAGUUCUCAAUUAAUACAACAGUGUAAAUAUGGAGUUUCUUAAAUUUAGUUAAGCAGUCUUAAAAUAUAAUUUUAAGUUAUUUUAUUUUAUUGAAUUAACAGAAUAUAUAUUUAACUUAAAACCAGCUGAUCAAUAUUUGAAACUAUUUUGUAUCAAGAAAUUUUGUUCUGUUGUCAUAAAUAGCUAUAAAGCCAGAUAUUACAUUUAUAUAAAGAAAAAUGUGUAUCUUCGGUAUAAAGCAAUCUAACUUAAUUUAUCAGUUACUAAGUGCUACUGAAGGUAAUAAAACUUAAUGAAUGGCUUUGUCAUUAUUAAGCCUAGUUGAAUAUCAAUUUUUCAAUAUUCAAUUCACAGUAAUGCCCUUAAUUACUUGAGUUCCUUUAGUAUCCAUGGCACUUGAGUAAAAUAAUGAUCCCCUGUACUAUGUCCCCAUAAAUCUUGUUUCUCCUCAUCUCCAGAGUGCAUACAUGUAGUCCUCACUUAACCAUUCGUUUAGUGAUGGUUCGGACUUAUGACAGUGCUGAAAAACUGAUGACCGGUUCUCACACUUACAACUGUCACAGAAUCCCUGCAGUCAUGUGAUCACAAUUUGUGUAGUUGGCAUCCACUUCACAUUUAUGACCAUCGCAGCAUCCUGUGGUCACAUGAUCAUCAUUUUCAACCUUCCCAGCCAGCUUCUGGCAAGCAAAAUCAAUGGGGAACCACAUGAUUCACUGAACAAUCACAUGGUUCGCUUAACUCCCCCAGUGAUUCACUUAACAUCCACCAUAAAAAAAGAUCAUAAAAUUGGGUUGGAGUCACUUAAUAGCUGCUUUGCUUAGCAACCAAAAUUCUGGUCCCAAUUGUGGUCAUUAAGUGAGGACUACCUCUAUAUAUUUCCAAAAUGAGCAAAGAUAUUCUUAUUUCUAAUGUGGCCUACAUGAGUCCAGAACUUAGAAGCACCAUGUAGAUGUCAGAAUACCUAUCGGUCUUCAGGUUGAGCUAUUCAUGUGCAAACCAUCAUGUACUAAAAAGCACAAAACCCAAUCAUCUUGAUAGGACUUGUAUAGCAGUUGCACUCUAUAGUUUCAUUUUAAUGGCUGUUGCAACAUUUCAAAGUUCUUAGAACAGAAGAAACAUUUUCUUGAUGCCAACAAAGGGAAAUAGUGAUUUCCUUAUGUUUUCAGAAGCUGUUGCCAAAGGAAGAGGGUAAAUUAUUUUUAUACUCUCUACCUCUCAUAAUUCCCCACCCCCUCAAUUCCCCAUGGAAUUUUCUUUUUUAAAAAAAGUUGUUCUGGAACAACAUAGUGUAAGAACAGUGAUGGAGAUAUUCUUAGAAAUGUCCACCCAUCCUUUCCCUGGUGGAGCUACUGAUGAGCAGAACUGCUCUUCAGAAGUCUGCAUCAUACAUAUAGUCUGAACAAACUAGAUGACAGUGAAUUAACAAAAUAGAAAAUACAUUUUAUUUCCCCAUAUUUUAGAAGGUAUAUAUGUAAAAGCACAAGCAUAAUUUAUAUAAAUUUAUACAAAUGUCAAUAUAAUAUGCAAUAUAUCUGGCUUGUCUGGUUGUUUUAUGAAUUAUAAAUGCCUUAUUAAAAAUUAUGUAGACUGCAAGAUGGUCAUUCUACUUUAGCUCCUGUUCUUUUUAAUUCUACAUACAUUUAAAUUGUUUCUGGAAGAAAAAGAAAAUGGAAUACUUUUAAUAACCUAGAAGACAACAAAAUUUCCACAUUUGGCCUUACUUAAUUACUUCUAAUUGUUAAACAAUUCAGGUUAGCAGCCUAACACUGUUUUUAAGCACAGUUGCUUACAUCUUCUUUUAAAAAAUCUAUAUGCAUACAUACAGUUAUAUGCACCUAAAGAAUCACAUUUAUUGUAUGAAGUGACUGAUAUUAAGGAUUCUAACCUCAAAAAAAAAAUGUUAUGUGGUUAAGAAAUACUAAGUAAGCUUUCUAUACUGGAAUCUGAUAGAAUUUUAAAACACCUUAGAAGAAUAAACUUUCCAAUUUACUGUGGUAUAGACCAAAAUCCAUUGAGAAAAUAAACAGUUUCCACACACUGCUUUGGAAACUGCUCCUGGCAAACUUGGGAAUAUCAAACACUUCUAAAUGAGUUAUGUGGAAAGUGCUGUUUUGUUUUUUGUUUUGAAAAUUUAAAAAUAAUCCUCUGGGUUUUUUUUCCAAAUUGAUCUUCUGUAAAAGGGUCAUCUUGUGUAGAUUUGGGGGUGGAGGAUAAAAUAAGGAAUUACUUUAAGCAUCUUGAAGCCUUGAAUGAAAUACAUGUCCUUCAGGCAUCUUGAUUCCUGAGUCCCUUCUCAUGUAUCUAUCCAAAUAAGCACCUUUGCACUUGACAUAAAACAGUCACCAAUUUAAUUUACUUCAUACCUCUUGGUAAAUCCAGCCUACUACAACUGGCUGGUGUUUAUUUAUUGAUCCAUGCCCAUAACACUGAGUUCUUGGCUGCUUCCUAUAUAGUCUUCAUUAAGCCAACUUUCCCUAAACAGGCACCACCCAGAUGUGUUGUACUUUAUCCUUACUCAAACAUCAAUGGCUGUAUUGUUGAUUGAAGGAUUAUGAGAGUCUAACGCAUUUGGAGGGAACCAGAUUUGGAAAGUUCUGUAACACAUAACUGUAUCUGGGUGAAUCAUUUAAGGGAUAGCAUUGUGUUUAAAUUACCCAUCAAAAGCAGAGAAAAGUUCUGCAUGUUUGCAGAAAUAUGUAUCAUUGUUAAAAACCAGAACUAUGUUAUUCAAUAAAGUAAUAUAGAAAUAAAAUCUCUGUCAAAAAUACACAUAAGAUCCAUAAAUGAAAAGGACUGAUUUCCUUAGAUUCAUACUUGUUGAUAAAUUACAGAAAACAGAUUAUUUGGAGUGGUGCAGUAUGAACAAAUCACUCUAAACAUAAAUCCAACUAGUCUCCUCCCAAUAUAUUUUGCAGUAACUGACUUUAAAUAAUUCUGUAGGAUUCUGUGAGAAGAAAGCCAGAAUACCCAACAUAAUCUGUUUCUUAGAUAUUCUUCAGGGUAUUUGGUUCUGUGUAAUCCCAUAUGAUGACAAGAUUUGUCCCAUGUGUAAAAAAAUUCUGAAUCUAACCAAUAAUGGAAAUGUUACAAGAUUCAAGGAUUGUAACAUUAGAAAGCUUCUUUUUAAGCUCAGAGAUGUUCAGUCAGAUUAGGCUGCUAUACUUCAUAUAAGGAUAUAGCAAAUAUAUUAAAUAUUUUUCACACUUUUUUUAACAUUGAAUGAAACAUCAUUAAUAAAUGCCAAAUAAUGAUUAGAAAUUAUAUAUUCUGAUCUGUAUAACAGUCACUAUGUGAUUCAGUUUGUCUUGUGCAGUAAUGGACACUGAUUACCAAAGCGUUAAGUUCCGGUUUAACUUGGAACAUGUGAACAACUAGAAACAUUAAAGCCAUUUAUUUCAAACUAUGUUUCUAGAAAAAUCCUACAUCCAUCAACAAUAUAUUAGAAGCUCGACAAGGAGAAGGUUGUUAACUAUGGAUUAGCUAACCAAAAAGAAACAUUAUAGAUUGCUUUUUAUAUUCUCUUGCAAUGCAAAACACAAGAGUUGAACAUGUUCUAUAUAUGCCUGGAAUAAGGGAUGGGCAAUCUCUGACCAACAGCUACAAUUUAGAAAACUGCUGUAUAGCCCUCAUUACAUACACAUCUGUUUGCAAACAUGUUGGAGUGGUGCUGAAGGGGCCCUGUUUUGAGCUAACAGCAUGUGCUUCAGAUAUAAACAUUGCCACAGGAUUUGUACCAGUCAGCCAUAACAUUCUAGAUUAAUUUAGUCUGGGUAAUGUUGUGGAAAUUGGGUAGCCUAAAUCUGGAUCUGCCCUGCCUGUCUCCUUCCAUUUUCCUAUAUAAAGCGGAUAAAAAGGGCCUGGCAGCUAUGAGCUCACUAGACUUUUAGAGUCAGCCCACCUCGGAGUCCACUUUAGCUAGCCAGUUAAUCUUUGAUGAAGAAAAAGCAAACAAGCACACAUUUUCUCUUUGAAGAAAUAAACCCUAUUCAGGUAUUAUUCCAAACCACAUUAGAAAGGAUAUACAAAGAGGAAAGAGAGCCAGUUUGGUGUAGUGGUUAAGGCACCGGGCUAGAAACCGGGAGACUGUGAGUUCUAGUCCUGCCUUAGGCAUGAAGCUAGCUGGAUGAACCUGGGCCAGUCACUUUCAGCCCUAGGAAACCACUUCCAAAAGAUGUUGCCAAGAAAACUGCAGGGAGUCAAGACUGAAUGGAACGCACUAUCCCACCCCCCCACCCCCAAAAAGAGGAAAAAGGUUCCAUGGACAUACUCUGCCUUAAGUAUACCUUUGGCCUCUAUCCCUAGCAGUCUAAAGAGAGAUUUUAAGUUCUUGUACUGAUGGACACACCACUCUUCCUAACUUUAUCCUGAACUUGCAAAGGUUGGGGAUUGACUUUUGCCUCUCCUCAUUAUGCACUAGGUCUAUACUAUAUGGAGUAAUGCCUGAAUAGAAAUAGUAUAGCUAUAUGCAGAUAUUUUUUCUAAAUAUACGUAAAGUUAAAAUUUGGUAAGGGCCUGGAAGUAUAAGCAAGUGCUAUGCCUGCUUGUGGUAAUAUCUGUAAGUGUAUUUAUCACCCUAUCCAAAACUACAUCUAGAGCUUGUGGGUUGGGGUAUGGCAAUUGCAGAACGUGCUACAAGUUUAUAAAACUGGCUUGCUUAGAGCAGCACUUCGAAUUACUGCACUAAACACAAAUAUAUUUGGAAGCAGCCAUGUGCUUGAAGAUGUUGAGAAUCAUGCAUGCAUUUCAGUUAUACUGUACCACCAUAGCUCUACUGAAAUGCAGGAAAAUGCCUAGAUGGGCCUUUUCUAUUUCUUGUGCUUGCUGAGGAAGUUUCACAAUAAUUACGUGUAUCUAUAGUUUUUAUGUACAAGCCUAUUUAUUGCCAUCCAUUGCAAACAGCCCAGAAAAUUCAGAGAAUAACUUUGGUUCAGUGGUAUACAUGCUUUAUAUAGGCUCAUAUUUAAUGUAGACAACUAAUGUGGAAAAGAUUCUUGAUAAUGAGUUUCAAAUACAUUUAAUGACUUGGAUUAAAGAGGCCCUAAAGAAGAAUGCCUACUGUAUUGAUCAUUUUGAAAAGGACAUUUAUGAAUCUGUUUUAAAAAGAGUUUGAACCUUUUUGUUCCAGUAGUUUGAAAUGUUUUCUUUAGGCAUUAUAAUUUUAAUGUAUUGCUACUGAAACUUUUUAUGUACAUGCUAAAGCCUAUUUAAUUUAUGUCAAAUACUUAUAUGUAUGUAUUAUAGUGAUAUUUUCUUUUAUUACAUUUAUAAUUUGAUCUUGCUGUAUUUAUAAUUCCAGUGAACGUUGCUGAAUUAUUUGUAUAUGCAGAAUGCAAGAUCUAAUAAUUCCGAUGCAAGAACAAGGCUUCAUUUUAUUUUCAGGCUGUAUUUCUUUCCUUAAAUCUCUUAAUUUAA